This is a messenger RNA of Meloidogyne enterolobii, 708 nucleotides long. NCBI's taxonomy places the organism in Eukaryota, Metazoa, Nematoda, Chromadorea, Rhabditida, Meloidogynidae. The record is from the annotation of a GenBank genome assembly.
AUGUUAAUGGAGUAUUGUCCUGGGGGUGAUUUGUGGACUGUUUUGAGAAGUUUUUUGCGUUUAGAUGAAAAGAAGGCUAGAUAUUAUUGUGCUGCUGCUUUGGAGGCUUUUGAUUAUUUGCAUAAACGCUUAAUUAUAUAUAGAGACCUAAAGCCAGAAAAUAUGUUGUUAGAUAUUAAUGGAAUACCCAAAUUGGUAGAUUUUGGUUUUGCCAAAAGAUUGCCUUCAGAAAUGGAUAGAGCUUGGACAUUUUGUGGAACUACUGAAUAUGUUGCCCCCGAAGUUAUUUUGGGAGAAGGGCAAGAUUCAGGAGUAGAUAUUUGGUCGUUGGGAAUUUUUCUUUAUGAAAUGUUGACGGGAAGUCCUCCUUUUGCUGCUUCUGAGCCUAUGUUGACUUAUGGUGCAAUAAUAAAAGGUGUUCAAAACUUAUCUUGGCCUCGUUACAUCAGUGAUAAUUCCCGUCUUUUAAUUUUCAAACUUUGUCGGAAAAAUGCUACUCAAAGAUUGGGUUAUGGACAUUUUGAUGAUUUACGUAAAGAUAUUUGGUUCGAAGGCUUCGAUUUUACUUCUUUUCGUAAUCAUUCAAUGCGCCCUCCUAUUAGACCAAAAGUUUUAAGUCUAACAGAUACUCGCAACUUUGAUCGUUUUUCUUCUACGGAUGAUUUUGCUUGUGGGUCAGACGAUGAUGGGUGGGAUGAAGAUUUUUAA